This is a messenger RNA of Corticium candelabrum, 841 nucleotides long. Its product is annotated as maleylacetoacetate isomerase-like. The record is from RefSeq and is a predicted model, not a curated record. The transcript is spliced from 10 exons. Gene Ontology annotation, molecular function: maleylacetoacetate isomerase activity; glutathione transferase activity. Gene Ontology annotation, biological process: glutathione metabolic process; L-phenylalanine catabolic process. NCBI's taxonomy places the organism in Eukaryota, Metazoa, Porifera, Homoscleromorpha, Homosclerophorida, Plakinidae. Bases 38 to 685 code for a protein of 215 amino acids. Gene Ontology annotation, cellular component: cytoplasm; mitochondrion.
GUUAGCGCGCGUUAGCAACUUUUUUGUUUUGAAAGUCAUGUCGAAGCCUAUUCUGUAUUCGUACUUUAGGAGCUCUUGCUCGUGGCGUGUCAGGAUUGCAUUGGCGAUAAAAGGUAUUGAGUAUGAAUACAGAGCUAUCUCUUUGAUCAAAGAUGGCGGCCAGCAGAAAUCUGACGAGUUCAAGAAGAUCAAUGAUCAAUGUGCUGUACCUGCAUUAAUAAUAGAUGGUCACACUCUUGCUCAGUCACUAGCAAUCAUUGAAUAUCUUGAUGAGACCAGACCAUCACCAUCGAUUCUUCCAAGAGAUGAUAGUUUUAAGCGAGCUCAAGUCAGACGGAUUGCUGACUGUAUUGCAUGUGAUAUUCAACCCAUCCAAAAUUUGGGUGUUCUCCAGUAUGUCGGAGAUUCGAAAGCUGAAUGGGGUCACCACUGGAUUGACAGAGGCUUUCAAGCUCUUGAAAGCAUGCUCUCCAGUACUGCAGGGAAGUAUUGUGUAGGAGACGAGGUUUCAAUGGCUGAUCUCUGUUUGGUUCCACAAGUUUAUAAUGGCAACAGGUUCAACGUUGAUAUGUCUAAGUACCCUAUCAUUUCUCGUAUUAACGAGUCUCUCUUGGAAUUGGAUGCCUUCCAAGUAUCUCAUCCAUCUAGGCAACCCGACUGUCCUGAAGACCUUCGAUCUGCUUGAUUGGUACAUUUGGUAAUAUUAACUAAUAUGCUUUGUGACAUGACUGACAGUUUCUAGCUGACUGUGUAGUAGCUACUAUGCUGUUUAGCCAGAGUUAUGAUCAUUGGAACUUCUUCAGGGAGUUUGUUUGUCAUCAAGAAAUGUUUUUCCAUGCAA